AUGAAUGAGCCUGGCCUAGGUAUAAAUACAAAUCCAUUGAGAAAUCUGCUCGCCUCCAUCAAGAUUUUGACGUUCUCUCUCGCAGAAGAUGAAGAGACCUCACUAGACGACCUCUAUAGAGACCUCUUUCAAGGAUCUUCUCCGACCAACCAAGGUCAUUUUGGUACGUGUAAGUGUGUCAUUUGGGGCCAUAAUCUUUGUUUCAAUUUUAUUGGGACCAUACUGUGCAGAGACCUCUUCAGUUCUCUUCUCUCUGACCAAAGGUUCACUGCUUCAGAUGAAGUAUGGGACGAUUACCUAAAGGCUCACCCAAACGAUACCAACUUACGCUAUGGGAUAUUUCAAGAUUAUGAGGACUUGGAGAUUGCUAUUGGGAAUGGUGUUGCUGUUGGGAAAAACUCAAUCGGGUUGGGUGGUGCUACCGAUGCAAGAACAUUAGGUGUUGGAGAAGGUAGAGAUAUACGCAUAGAAGACUUUGAUUAUGAUGUAGAUAGUGAUGUGUUUGUAAGACCAAAUCAGAAUGAUCGAUCAUUUCGCUCCACAUCACCUCUAGGGUCCCCUGAAAUUUUAGAGGUUCCCAAGCAAGGAAGAACCCAAAACAAAAGAAAUAGAACCGAGUAUGAAGGAAACACUCCUCAAAGUGGCAUUAUGGAACAACUUAAUAAAAUUUCGACCACUUUUGAAUGAGUUUAUAGCCUAUUGGAGAAAAGAGAAAGAGUAUUGGAGAAAAGAGAAAGGGAGAGAGAAUAUACAACUUGGGAUGCUAUCAAGGAGAUCCCAAACUUGGAAGAAGCUAUUCGUUUCAAGGCGCUUGAGUUGCUUGACACCCAAACAAAAAAAGAUGGUUUCCUGAAGAUGUCUCCUGAAGAACGAGCAAAUUGGAUAUUCCACAAGAUGCGAGAACUCUAAUUAUUUGAGUCAUGUAUUUGGUCUUUUGAGUUAUUUUGAGUAUUUUAUAUUUUGUUGGGAAUCUGGAUUACAUUUGGUCUUUUGAGUUAUUUUGAGUACUUUUGGUUUAAACUAUUGUAUGACUUUUGUUAUUUUGU
Molecule: messenger RNA, 1046 nt
Organism: Rosa rugosa (rugosa rose)
Lineage: Eukaryota; Viridiplantae; Streptophyta; Magnoliopsida; Rosales; Rosaceae
Exons: 5
Coding region: 1-687 (228 amino acids)
Source: RefSeq, a predicted model, not a curated record